Diachasma alloeum is the source of this 3519-nucleotide messenger RNA. RefSeq names its product ubiquitin carboxyl-terminal hydrolase 10 (gene Usp10). The transcript is spliced from 9 exons. The record is from RefSeq and is a predicted model, not a curated record. The coding region runs from base 339 to 3071 and encodes 910 amino acids. Gene Ontology annotation, cellular component: nucleus; cytosol. NCBI's taxonomy places the organism in Eukaryota, Metazoa, Arthropoda, Insecta, Hymenoptera, Braconidae. Gene Ontology annotation, biological process: regulation of autophagy; protein deubiquitination; DNA damage response, signal transduction by p53 class mediator. Gene Ontology annotation, molecular function: cysteine-type deubiquitinase activity; cysteine-type endopeptidase activity.
CCCAGAAUUAACCAAGGGGGUACCCGAAAAGUACCGUGUGGCGGUGUGGUUUUCCUCUCGUGGUCUAGUGAUUGUGAGCUAUUAAUUCCUAACGAUGAAAUUAUAGAAUUAAUAAUACCACCUGGAGCAACAUUUUUCCAUCAGUAAUAAUGAAAGUUUAAGAGUUUAAGCAAUAAAUUGUGAAGUACCGAAAAUUUCAAGAGUCAACUUGCUGAAACUUUGCUGGUAAACCGGUAUCUGAGUGCAGUGGACGUUACGAAUCUACUAUGAUAACCCUAUUCUCGUGGUUUAAUCACUGAACAUAUUUUAAUGUCACCUAUGCGGGAAUCGGCAUUAACAUGGACAUCAAAAGCACACUUGAUUAUGAAUUCAUCAAUCUGGAUAAUCUCGAUGAUAAUGUCAAGAGUGAAAUCCGCACCAUCUUGAAGAGCGAGAUUGCCUCGGAUGUUCUCAAAUUACCUUGGGACAAUGGCGAGAAAGAUUAUAACUCAAAUUCAGUCGUCCCGGAGAUGCAGCCGGAGGUGCAUAACCACUGGCAGCGUUAUGAUGAAUCCAUUCCCAGUUACGACGUCUCCACCCCUCCCUCGAUGUUGACAUCCCCCAUGUCGACCCUGGCCUACCCCACUGCACCCAUGAUGCAGGUCCCAUACCAAGACUGGCAGAUGACCACAGCCUACCCCACAACGACCUCCGACCCAGCGGGCUACACCUACGUCUCCUCAGUCCACUACCCGUCCCCAAUGUACAACCCCACCCCCACCGAGGUCCUCACCACCCAGUCCCCCAACCGUGAGAAUCGUCAUUCAGGUCGCUCACGCACUCGAAAAAUCGACAACUACAAUCGUCCAGUCGCCAACGACAUUCAGCAAUCCUAUAUGAUGCAGCCUGGCCAGUUCAAUCCAAUCCCAGCAAUGUGUCAUCCAGGGGUUCAAUACCUACCGUACGUAUCCUCCCAACAGCAUCCAGCCGCUGGUCGGCCGAUAUUCAUGCCUCCCCAGUACCCCCAGAUCCACCACAACAGCCAUCAGUACCAUCAACAUCCCUCGAACUACCAUCAGCCCUCACCAACUGUUAAACAUCAACGACAAAAUGCACAAAACUACAAUCCAAUGUACAAUCAGGAGAAGAUGGUCAAUCACGGACAGAAGAAUGAUAAGAAAAUUUACGAGGGUCACCGUAACACUGCCAGCCAGUCAUUCCGUCAGGUGUUGAAUCAUAAAAGUAAUAAUAAUCAUAACAAUAAUGUUAAUAAUAAGGUAGGCAGAUGUAGUGGUGAGGAGAAGGAGAUUUCUAAGAGAGCAGAGGAUGUUCAGGGGAUUCUCAGCACAAGUAAUGGCAUUGUCAAUGGGGGAAAGUGCGAGGUGAAGGAGGUGAGUGAUGAGGAGGCAGCUGAGGUGAAGGUGGAGGUGGCGAAGAUUAGUAAGGAGUCUGUUAAGAAGGAAGAGGAAACAGUUGUGAAGGCUGUGGAGGAGUCGGUUGUUGAAGAAGUCAAGACAAAUGGAGAGGAGAGGGGGGAAGAUUCGGGGAGCGUGGAAGAGGUGAAGGAGGUGGAGAGGCUGCCGGUGACACCUGCGGCGAAGACUUUCGCGAGCAUUGUCAGGAACACCGAGGGGAGAAAUCCUCCGGGGUUCGUCCAGAGUCAAGGAUUCAAACUGCCAUCAGCUGUUCGCACUACUGUUGUUGAUUGUGUAAAUAAUGGGGUUGAGAAGGAAGAGAGGAAGGGGGAGGAUGUUAAGAGACAGAGUGGUGAGGAGCCGUUGGGAGUGGUUGUGGAGACUGUUUUCGUGGAGAGGAAACCACUGUCUGUGGAUCAUGUACAGACACCGUUGAAUCAUCCUCUUAUGUACAGAAUGGGGGAAUUUUUACUGCGUUACCAAAUGGAUAAGCAGACUGUAAGUUUACUGCCUCGUGGCUUGACGAAUCGCAGCAAUUAUUGCUACAUAAAUAGUAUAUUACAAGCGCUACUCGCCUGUCCACCUUUUUACAAUCUCCUGAGGGCACUGCCGCGCUCUAGGCAUCCGUUGAAAAACUCAUCGACUCCACUAAUUGACAACAUGGUGAAGUUUGUUAAUGAAUUCCUACCCCUACCCGAGGGUGAACGCCUGCCCAGAAAUACCAGAGGUCAGAAGAAGAAUGACGACAGCCUUGACAUCAAAGGUGGCACCGCCUUCGAGCCUUCCUACGUCUACACUAUGUUAAAGAAUACAUCAUCCCCUGGAGUUUUCUCCAUCGAGGGGAGACAGGAGGACGCUGAAGAGUUCCUCUCGUGUCUACUCAAUGGCAUUAGUGACGAAAUGCUGGAGUUGAUGAAGCAAGUGAGUGAGGCCUCCCAGAACUCCAAACCAUCCGAGGAGUUGAAUGCUAGUUACAACAGUGGAGAUGAGGAGUGGAAAGUGAUGGGUCCCAAGAACAAAGGUUCAAUAACCCGUUGCACUGAGUUUGAACGCACCCCAUUAUCCGAUAUCUUCCGUGGUCAACUGAGAUCCAGGAUUCUGCGUCAGGGUGAUCAAAGCACUGACAAUGUACAGCCAUUUUUUACUCUUCAAUUAGACAUCGAGAAAGCAGAAUCAGUGAAAGCUGCCCUAGAAAUUCUCGUGGGAAAGGACCUAGUGGAAGGUAUGACCUGUAGCAAAACAAAGCAGCAGAUUCAGGCGUGGAAACAAGUUACUCUCGAAGAGCUUCCAGUUGUUCUCAUCCUCCAUUUAAAGUGGUUCGAUUAUAAACUCGAUGGGUGUUCCAAGAUAUUUAAAAAUGUCGCCUAUGCCAUUGAUCUUAAAAUCGAUGCCAAACUCCUGUCACCAAAUACAGGGAAAAAAUUGUCAGGUAAACAGAAACAGUAUAAACUAUUUGCUGUUACGUAUCACGAUGGCAAAGAGGCAACAAAGGGCCAUUACGUAACAGAUGCAUUUCACGUUGGUUUUGGUGCAUGGGUCCGUUACGACGACAGUUCUGUUAAAGGAAUAUCCGAGAAUGACGUAUUGAAUCCAUCCCCACCCCGCGUACCCUACUUACUUUAUUAUAGGAGGUGUGACACGAUCGGAAAUCAACCAAAUACUACUAGAACACGUUGAGCGUAGCCGAUAAUGAAGAAUGAAAAUAAUGAAGAAAAAUUGAAGAGAAUAUCGAAAGCACUGUAGGUAAACAAUAAGUUUGUUUUUUUAUAAGAAAAAUAAAGAUGAAUAAAUUAUCGAUAAUUAUGGGAAAUGAGAAAAAAAAAUAAUUCGAUAAAUUUCUAGAUUUUCAAGGUAAUAUAAAUGAACUCUCAUGUUUCGUACUCGAGAUAAAAGAUUAAUCGAAUUAAUUAUUAAAUCUUCGGAUAUCAGAGGAAUUAAAGGAAUAGACACAGAGGAUGAUGAAAUUUUUAAUAAUUAUUAAUAUCGUUAUAUUCUUUGAACCUCCGAGUCACCAUAUUUUUGUUAAUUAGGCGUGUAAUAUCAAUUGUUACAAGUGCUAUGUGCCUCAUUUUUUAGUAUAUUGAAGAUUAAUAAUAAAGAUAGCAUUACUAUUUCUCAUGGAUAA